AUGUCUUCAUAUUUGAUCAAAAUAGCUGCACAAGCCCCCGGUGACGAGGAUUGGGCUGGCCAGCAUCGUGCUCAGCAAACGGCGGCCAACCUCGCAGCUUUCCUGAAUGCAUGUGCGGGAUGGCGGGCUAUCGAAGUGCGCGAUAGACCCCGCCCCUCUGCUGGACAGCCUGUCCCAUCUCCUACUGGAUUUCCUGCUCGAGCGAUCGGUUUGACUAUCCAUGAGCCAGUAGCCGACGAGGGGUUGAAGUGUAGGCUGAAUGAUACCUGGAAUUCUGUGAAGCAAACCGCGGAAGUCACCGUGGAAAACGAGGAGACGGGUACAGCAACGAAUUUGUCGUUCUAA
Molecule: messenger RNA, 345 nt
Organism: Aspergillus affinis
Lineage: Eukaryota; Fungi; Ascomycota; Eurotiomycetes; Eurotiales; Aspergillaceae
Exons: 4
Coding region: 1-345 (114 amino acids)
Source: RefSeq, a predicted model, not a curated record